Metarhizium acridum CQMa 102 is the source of this 1539-nucleotide messenger RNA. The record is from RefSeq and is a predicted model, not a curated record. Lineage: Eukaryota; Fungi; Ascomycota; Sordariomycetes; Hypocreales; Clavicipitaceae.
AUGGAGAACAAUUUUACGACAGCAUCUACUGUCUCCAUCAGUGAGAGCGGCCUGAUAUGGCAGCGGCUGUCUCAGCUUCAACAAGCCUCAUGGGCUUUGAUCAUAUUCACCACAUGUGUCGCUGUGCUUCUCCCUGCCGUUAUUACCGGCGUCUAUAGAUUAUAUUUCCACCCUCUACGAAACGUUCCAGGACCCAAACUCGCAGCCUUGACGAACUUUUAUGCAUUCUACUGGAACUGGAUACGAGAUGAAGGAUACUCCAGGCGCUUCAGCGCUUUACACAAGUAUUACAAUUCUCCCAUCAUUCGCAUUGGCCCAAACUCUGUGCACACAAACCAGCCGGAUGAUUUUGAUGUAAUAUUCAAAGUUGGGUCGAAAUGGAAAAAGGACAACUCAUUUUACAAGUACUUUAAUGGUUUGGACGCCAUGAUUGAUCCAGCGCAGUACCGUACCUAUCGCUCGCAUCUGGCGCCAUUAUAUGCACAACGAGCAGUCAAUGACUUGGCACCAAAGCUUCACAAAGACCUGCUGUCAUCUGCUGCGAAAAUGGAGAAGAGCAUGAAAACUAGCGAGGCGGUGAACAUGGUAAAGGUCUUGCGAACAUUGAGCACUUCUAUGAUUCUCCACAAUCUGUAUUCCCAUGACAUCUCGCUCAUCGAAUAUGACGGAUACCAUCCUUUUCUGGAAGCAUUUGAGCAGCUCAUGACCCAAAGUUGGCUGUGGUUCAUCCCGGGGACUAGUUUCGCAAAGUUCAACUCCUCAUACACGACUUUUAUGAAGUAUUGUAAAGGCUGGAACGACGAAGAUAUGCGCAUACAACGGUUGACGGAGAACCAGGAAUUGCGCGAUUCCCAUAUGAAGCGUUACCUUGCAAUGAAUAGCAAUGAUUGGGCAAAGGACAACGUUGUGCCGAAUCCUUUGAAUGACAUUUUUAAUUUUGUUGCAGGCGGUAGCGACACGACUUCAUAUACGCUCGCUUGUGCAUUCUUCUACAUCCUCUCGUCGCCAGAGAUUUACGCCAAGCUCGUCAAAGAGUUGGAUGAAAAUGUCGCAUUUAUACGGGAUACAUUUGAUUACAACAAGAUUCAAAACCUUUCAUAUCUGAACGCCGUCAUUAAGGAGACUCUUCGUAUUUCUGUCCCAGUUCCAGGUUGUUUGCCCCGAAUUGUGCCUGAGAGUGGCACGACUCUAGGUUCUGUUUACCUUCCUGCUGGUACGGCUGUUUCCAUUUCUCAGCAAUCCAUCAGCUUUCACGAGACAAUUUUUCCCUCUCCAGAAAAGUUUAUUCCCGAGAGAUGGCUUGGAAAUGAAGCGCAGCGACUAGACAAGUGGAAUGUUGCCUUUAGCAGAGGUCCUCGCCAAUGUAUUGGUACAAGUCUGGCGUAUCUCGAGCUGCGCUGUGUUCUCGCUUAUUUCCUUUCUCGCUUUGAAAUGGCGCUGACAGGCAACUGCGGUGAUCGCCUUCGCUGGGUUGAUCGCUUCGUCGCCGUGAACCUUGAUGAUGUCGAGGUCAAGUUACUUCGAGAUCGGUGGAACUAA